Messenger RNA from Lontra canadensis (Northern American river otter), 830 nucleotides. RefSeq names its product prokineticin 2 (gene PROK2). The transcript is spliced from 3 exons. NCBI's taxonomy places the organism in Eukaryota, Metazoa, Chordata, Mammalia, Carnivora, Mustelidae. The coding region runs from base 105 to 431 and encodes 108 amino acids. The record is from RefSeq and is a predicted model, not a curated record.
AGCCGCCCGCCAGUCCGCCCGCCCUCCGCUCCGCGCUCCAGCGAGCGCGCCCCGGCCCCGCGCCCCCAACGGCCCCCCAACCGCCGCGUAGUCCCGAGGACGCCAUGAGGGGCCCGCGCUGCGCCCCGCUGCUGCUCCUGCUGCUGCUGUCGCCGCUGCUGCUCAUACCCCCCGCCGGGGACGCCGCCGUCAUCACCGGGGCCUGCGACAAGGACCCCCAGUGUGCCGGAGGCAUGUGCUGUGCUGUUAGUAUCUGGGUUAAGAGCAUAAGGAUUUGCACGCCUAUGGGCAAAGUGGGAGACAGCUGCCAUCCGCUGACUCGUAAAGUUCCAUUUUUUGGGCGAAGAAUGCAUCACACGUGUCCAUGUAUGCCGGGCUUAGCCUGUUUACGGACUUCAUUUAAUCGAUUUAUUUGUUUAGCCCGAAAGUAAUCACUUGAGAGUAGAAACUUUAAAUGUGAACAGCCACAUGAUGUCUGUAAAGUCUAUUUACUUGUGAUUGUGCCAAACAAAUAAUAUGCCAGAAAGAAAUGCUGUUGCUUCCUCGGCUAUCCAAGUAACAUUUCUAUCUUUGAUGUUUAAAUGACUUUUUUUUUUUUAAUUCAAAGCGGAUUUUAAUUUUGGAUAUGAAUGUAAAGUGCAGGGCAUUAUGGAACCAGUUCUCAUUUUCCCGUCAGUGUUUUGAUUUGGCUGGGCUCUUUUAAUGCCAAUAACUCACCUAUUUUCACAGAAAUGAGAAGAAUAAGAAUUUGAUAUUUUGUCACAGGAAAUUUUUUUCUUAAACCCUCUCCCACCAGCCCUGCCCAUCAUACACACACACACACACACACA